Zonotrichia albicollis (white-throated sparrow) is the source of this 2104-nucleotide messenger RNA. RefSeq names its product transcriptional adaptor 2A (gene TADA2A). Lineage: Eukaryota; Metazoa; Chordata; Aves; Passeriformes; Passerellidae. Gene Ontology annotation, cellular component: SAGA-type complex; nucleus. Gene Ontology annotation, molecular function: zinc ion binding; protein binding; chromatin binding. The record is from RefSeq and is a predicted model, not a curated record. Gene Ontology annotation, biological process: regulation of transcription by RNA polymerase II; chromatin remodeling.
GCGCACGGCCGGGCACGCGCGCGGGCCCGACCCGCCGCCCCGAGCGAGCCAGAGAGGGGGCUCUGAUCCGUGUGGAAUGGGGUCUGAAGGCUGCUGAAGCCCUUCUGCCUGCUGCUCAGGACACCCUGGGAGGAUCACACCACGAGGGAUCCUAAAAUUCCCUUUGGGAUCCGCAGUUUGGGACAGGCUCACACUGUGGGUGCUUGGGCCAGCCAGGUUCACCCCAAGGAGCACAGCCAGCAGCAGGGCAGGGAUGGAGCGCCUGGCCUCUUUCAGCAGUGACCCUUUUGACAAGCCCCCGUGCCGGGGCUGCUCCUCGUACCUGACGGAGCCCUACGUGAAGUGUGCUGAGUGUGGGCCCCCUCCCUUCCUGCUGUGCCUGCAGUGUUUCACCCGAGGAUUUGAGUACAAGAAGCACCAAAGUGAUCACACCUAUGAGAUAAUGACAUCUGACUUCCCUGUGCUGGACCCCAACUGGACAGCCCAGGAGGAGAUGUCUCUCCUGGAAGCUGUGAUGGACUGUGGAUUUGGGAACUGGCAGGACGUGGCCAACCAGAUGUGCACCAAGUCCAAGGAGGAGUGUGAGAAGCACUACAUGAAACACUUCAUCAACAACCCCCUGUUUGCCUCCACGCUGCUGAAGCUGAGGCAGGCAGAGGAGGCUCAGCACCACGAGACAGCCAUUCCCUUCCACUCUGCUGAUGAUCCCCCACGGCCCACCUUUGACUCCUUGCUCUCCAGGGACAUGGCUGGCUACAUGCCAGCCAGAGCUGACUUUGUUGAGGAGUUUGACAACUAUGCUGAGUGGGAUUUGAGAGAUAUUGAUUUUGUGGAAGAUGAUUCAGACAUUUUGCAUGCUCUGAAGAUUGCAGUUGUAGAUAUCUAUCAUUCCAGGUUAAAGGAGAGACAGAGACGGAAAAAAAUUAUAAGAGAUCAUGGCCUGAUCAACCUCAGAAAAUUUCAGAUCCUGGAAAGGCGUUACCCCAAGGAGGUGCAGGAGCUCUACGAGACCAUGAGGAGGUUUGCGCGCAUCCUGGGGCCCCUGGAGCACGACAAGUUCAUCGAGAGCCACGCACUGGAAUUUGAGCUGCGCAGGGAAAUAAAGAGACUGCAGGAAUACAGAGCAGCAGGAAUCACCAAUUUCUGCAGUGCCCGGACCUACGAGCACCUGAAGAAGAGCCGGGACGAGGAGCGGCUGAAGCGCACGAUGCUCUCGGAGGUGCUGCAGUACAUCCAGGACAGCAGCGCCUGCCAGCAGUGGCUCAGCCGCCAGGCAGACAUUGAUUCUGGCCUGACUCCCACGGUACCAGUUCCUUCAACUACAGGCAGAAGGAGUGCCCCACCGCUGAACCUCACCGGCCUGCCGGGCACCGAGAAGCUCAACGAGAAGGAGAAGGAGCUCUGUCAGAUGGUGAGGCUGGUCCCUGGAGCCUAUUUGGAGUAUAAAGCUGCUUUAGUGAACGAGUGCAACAAACAGGGAGGCCUGAGACUGGCGCAGGCUCGAGCCCUCAUCAAGAUUGAUGUGAACAAAACCAGGAAAAUCUAUGACUUCCUGAUCAGAGAAGGGUACAUCACAAAGGCCUGAGGAUGGGCAGCAGUGCUUGGCUGGAGCAGGCAGAUGUGGAGAAGCUUUGAAGUCGCUUUGACAGCGCUGAAAGAUUUCACCAGUGUUGAAUGAAGGACAUUUCCUUUUGUUUAAAACCUUUCAGGGCUUUUUUUUUUCUUUUUUUUUUUUUUUUUUUUGGUAAAAACAAGUGGGAAGCUUUGUUAAAUUGCAUGAAUGCUGACAUUUGUCUGGGUUCCUUUUGACUCUGCUGUUGUCAGGAUGGCUCUGCCUCGCAGCGCUGGGGAGGAUCAUGUGCCACAGAAGCUGAUGUUAAACGUGAAUGGGCAUUCAUUCCUCACACCUCCCGUGGCUGCAGAGAGCACCACGGUACCUCUGUGUGCUGCUGACAAAGAAUCAGGACACAGCCACACUUUUUGCAGCACAGGGUACAGAGAUGCAGUCCCUCCCUCCUUGUGUUCCUCCCUAAAUCAGCAGCAGCUCUCAGAGGCGACAGCACGUGCCCGAGGCUGUAAAAAUAGAGCUUGCAGUGGUCCAGUC